Molecule: messenger RNA, 899 nt
Organism: Gaeumannomyces tritici R3-111a-1
Lineage: Eukaryota; Fungi; Ascomycota; Sordariomycetes; Magnaporthales; Magnaporthaceae
Exons: 1
Coding region: 194-640 (148 amino acids)
Source: RefSeq, a predicted model, not a curated record
CACACAGAGCUGCUGGGCUGUAUAAAAGGGGCCUUCGUGCCCGCCCGGAAGGUCCUGUUGUUGCCUAUACCAUCAUCACCUCGAUCAACAAGCAAGGACAGCCACUCGCUCAUCAUCUACUCGAUAUACUCAAAUACAAUAUCUGCCACUUAAUACCUCCAUAAUUACCUUCACCAAAAACCCACCACCCAAAAUGCUCUUCUCCAAGACCGCCCUCCUCUCCCUCCUCGCCGGCGCCGCCUCGGCCGCGCCCGUGCCCGAGGAGGCCCAGUCCAUGGUGGCCGCGGUGCCGCAGUGGACCAUCGCCAACUUCAAGCGCACGUGCAACGGGGCCGACACGUCGUGCACGGUCCAGUUCGCCGUCGACACGCACCUGGCGGCGCCCACGCCCUGCUCGUACGUCGUCAACGCGGCCUCGCGGGCGUCGCGCGCCACCACGAGCGACAUCACCUGCGGGCCGUACAAGGUCAGCUCCGGCUGGGACGGCUCGUGGGGCGAGGGCAACGGCUUCACCACCUGGGCCGUCGUCGACUUUGGCAACCGCCUCAUCGUCUGGCCCGCCUACACCGACAAGCAGCUCGUCAACGGCCAGGUCGUCAAGCCGGACCUGAGCUUCCAGCCCCAGUCCAUCAGCUGGUAGGCGUGGCCUUGCGAAAGCUGGUGCGGGGGAGUGGAGGGGUGAUUGUGGGGGAGGACACGGUAGGGUGUCGUUCAUGUCUGCAUAGGAACACGGGAUAUGCGCAUUUGGUACAUAUAAUGGUCUAAUGUUAAUAAUGAAUGACCCAUUACCAUGACUUGGGCUGUAUGCGCGCAGAGUAUACGUUGUGCUAAAUGGAAAUAAAGUGAUGUGUCCGACAUUUUACGUUAGGUUGACGAUAGAGCAUGGAAGUCCAGAUCUU